This is a messenger RNA of Branchiostoma floridae (Florida lancelet), 2149 nucleotides long. Its product is annotated as zinc finger protein 431-like. Gene Ontology annotation, cellular component: nucleus. The transcript has 2 exons. Gene Ontology annotation, molecular function: DNA-binding transcription factor activity, RNA polymerase II-specific; RNA polymerase II transcription regulatory region sequence-specific DNA binding. The coding region runs from base 82 to 1434 and encodes 450 amino acids. NCBI's taxonomy places the organism in Eukaryota, Metazoa, Chordata, Leptocardii, Amphioxiformes, Branchiostomatidae. The record is from RefSeq and is a predicted model, not a curated record. Gene Ontology annotation, biological process: regulation of transcription by RNA polymerase II.
CAGAUCCCUUUGUGUCCAGUCUGGUCGUUUUUUAGACAAUUCUACACAUAAGCAGUUAAUCAGUACCAUAAACCGGUAGAAAUGGACAAAACAAACAGCGGGGUUGCUAUGGACGAUCACCAAGCUGUUCAUACUAGAGACGAAACCAGCAGCAGCGAGAAAUUAGACACGGGAAGGCAGCAGAACAAGGAAGGGGACAUUCCAUGGGAGGAAACGUGCGGUGUAGAAUCUGAUCACCACCCCACACAGGGCCAUACAAAGCAAGGGGACACUCUUCUGGUGAAACGUACGGUGGACAAACGCUUUGUGUGUACGAAAUGUGACUACAGGGCAGCCAAAAAAGCUGAACUGUCAAUACACAAAAGAAAACAUACUGGUGAGAAACCCUUUAAAUGUGACCAGUGUGACUAUGCUGCUGCAUGUAAAAGUACUUUAACGAAACACAUGACUAAACACACAGGAGACAAGCCUCUCAUGUGUGGGGAGUGCGGAUACAGGACGACUGACGUGUCUUACUUAACCAUACAUAUGAGAAAACAUACAGGUGAGAAACCUUACAAGUGUGACCAGUGCGACUAUUCUGCUGCACAGAAAAGCAACUUAGACCAACACAUGGUUCGACACACCGGAUUGGACAAGGACAGACCCUAUCCAAUUGCACAGAAAGGAACUUUAGACCGUCACAUGACUCAACACGCCGGAGAAAAACCCUUCAAGUGUGGGGAGUGCGGGUUCAGGACGGCUUUCAAGUCUUCCUUAGCUACACACAUUAAAAAACAUACAGGCGAGAAACCCUAUAAAUGUGACCAGUGCGACUAUUCUGCUGCAGAGAAAUCCAGUUUAGACCGCCACAUGCCUAGACACACCGGAGAAAAGCCCUACAUGUGUGGUGAAUGUGGAUUCAGGACGAGUGCCAGGUUUUCCUUAACCGUACAUAUGAGAUCGCACACAGGUGAAAAACCUUACAAGUGUGACCAGUGCAACUAUUCUGCUCCAAAGAAAGGCGAUUUAGACUCACACAUGGCUAAACACACCGGAGAAAAACCUUACAUGUGCGAUGAGUGCGGAUACAGGACGGCUCACAGAUGUAACCUAACCGUACAUAUGAAAACACAUACAGGUGCGAAACCUUACAAGUGUGACCAGUGCCACUAUUCUACUGGACGGAAACCUGAUUUGAAACGACACAAGGCUAAACACACCGGUGAAAAACCCUACAUGUGUGACGAGUGCGGAUACAGGAUGGCUAGCAGGUCCUCCUUAACCGUACAUAUGAGAACACAUACAGGUGCGAAACCUUACAAGUGUGACCAGUGCGACUAUUCUACUGCAAAGAAAGGAAAUUUAGACCGACACAGGACUAAACAUACAGGAGAAAGACCUUUAUGUGUGGGGACCGCGGAUACAGAACGGCUAGCAGUAGAUCGAUAUUAACCGUAGAUAUGAGAGCACAUACAGAUGUGACCAAUGCGACUAUUCUGUCACAGAUAAAAGGUAUUUAAAGAAACACAUUUCUUAGGGACACAACUUACAAGUGUAUACAGGACGGUCGGCAAGUCUAACAUUAAAAACGAUAGGCGAAGAAUCAAAACACAAAUGUGGUUAGAGUGACUAUUCUGCUUCAUAGCAAAGAUGUGUAUAUGGUGAAAAAUAGAAAUAAAGUACAGAUUUGUGGACUGCGGGUUCACCGAGACGGAAUUCAUAUUUAGACGCAAUACUAUAAAGACUGACAUCGUCUGUCAACGUGCAUAAAAUUUUAAAUCAUAGUGAUCUGGAAUCACAGUUUUGCCGCUUCCUAUCCGUUUAGUUCUCACGCCUGCUGUACAUAUUUAUUCAUCUAGCUGCUGUUUUGAACAUACUUAGAUAGUGUACGCCGCUAUCAGAAAAUACUUCUACCAAAUAUCGAUAUAACACAGUGUAGUCUUGCAUUAUAUCAAACGCUGUCAAAUUACAUUCUAUUUCAUGUAUUAUUAAUGACAGUAGAAGUAUUCCUAACCGUUGGUUUAACAUACCUCGUGCCGUUUGACUUCUUACCCUAGUCCUUGCCAGUGGUACCUGCAGCUUAAGACUGUGCCCUCUAGUUACAGUUAGUGGUGCGUACCUAAAGCCCGGACUUGGAAUUGGACAUAAAAAUGUUUAGGUCCAAGUC